Molecule: messenger RNA, 1920 nt
Organism: Lemur catta (Ring-tailed lemur)
Lineage: Eukaryota; Metazoa; Chordata; Mammalia; Primates; Lemuridae
Product: zinc finger protein 708-like
Exons: 3
Source: RefSeq, a predicted model, not a curated record
AUGGACUAUAAAAGGGAGCUGUGCGGAGACCCGCGUGGCCCCCUAUGGAUCCGCAGCGACUACGCUGUGGAACCCAAGAUGGCGACUGCGUGCCAGCCAGUGGCCGGCGCUGGGGCUAUGCCCUCUUAUUCCACCCAGGACCAUUUGCCAGAGCAAGGGAUAAAUGUUUUAUUCCAAAAUGUGGUACUAAGAAGAUAUGAAAAGUGUGGCCUUGAGAAUUUAAACUUAAUGAAAGACUGGGAAAUUGUGAGUGAGUGUAAGGAGCAGAAAGGAAGUAAUGAUGGACUUCACCAACAUUCAACAACUACCCAUGCUAAAAUCUUCCAACAUAAUAAGUGUUUGAAAGUCUGUAAAAAAUUGUCAAAUAAAAAUAGACAUAAGAUAAGGCAUACUGUAGAGAAAUGUGUUAAAUGUAAAAAUUAUGGGGAAGCAUUUAACCAAUGCUCACACAUUACUGAACAUAAGGCAAUUCAUAAUGGAGAGAAACCUUACAAUUUUAAAGAAUGUGACAAAAUCUUUAAAUCUUGCUCAAGCAGUUCUAAUCAUAAGAUAAUUUUUACUGGUCAGAAAUGGUAUAAGUGUGAAAUUUAUGGCAAAGCUUUUAACCAUAGUUUAAAUAUUUCUACACAUAACAGAAUUCAUACUAAAGAAAAACUCUACAAAUGUGAAGAAUGUGGCAAAGAUUUUGCCCGGUACUCAUACCUUUAUAAACAUAAGAGAAUUCAUAUUGGAGAAAAACUCUACAAAUGUGAAGAAUGUGGGAAAGCCUUUGGCCAGUGCUCAUACCUUGCUGAACAUAAGAGAAUUCAUACUGGAGAAAAACCCUACAAAUGUAAAGAAUGUGGCAAAACCUUUACCCAGUGCUCAAGCCUUAGUACACAUAAGAAAAUUCAUAGUGGAGAAAAACCCUACAAAUGUGAAGAAUGUGGCAAAGCUUUUACCCGUUGCUCAUACCUUACUGCACAUAAGAGAAUUCAUACUGGAGAGAAACCCUACAAAUGUGAAGAAUGUGGCAAAGCUUUUACCAAUUGCUCAUACCUUACCUUACAUAAGAGAAUUCAUACUGGAGAGAAACCCUACAAAUGUGAAGGAUGUGGCAAAGCCUUUACCCAGUGUUCACACCUCACAGAACAUAAGAGAAUAAUUCAUACUGGAGAAAAACCCUACAAAUGUGAAGAAUGUGGCAAAACCUAUACCCAGUGCUCAAGCCUUAGUACACAUAAGAAAAUUCAUAGUGGAGAAAAACCCUACAAAUGUGAAGAAUGUGGCAAAGCUUUUACCAAUUGCUCAUACCUUACUGCACAUAAAAGAAUUCAUACUGGAGAAAAACCUUAUAACUGUGAAGAAUGUGGCAAAGCCUUUACCCGGUGCUCACACCUUAGUAGACAUAAGAAAAUUCAUACUGGAGAGAAACCGUACAACUGUGAAGAAUGUGGCAAAGCCUUUACCCGGUGCUCAGACCUUAGUAGACAUAAGAGAAUUCAUACCGGAGAGAAACUCUACAAAUGUGAAGAAUGUGGUAAAGCCUUUGUCUGGCACUCGAAAUUUUAUUCACAUAAGAGAAUUCAUACUGGAGAGAAACCUUACAAAUGUAAAGAAUGUGGCAAAGCCUUUGCCCAGUGUUCAUACCUUACUCAACAUAAGAGAAUUCAUACUGGAGAGAAACCCUACAAAUGUGAAGACUGUGGCAAAACCUAUGCCUCAUACUCAAACCUUAAUAUACAUAAACGAAUUCAUACUGGAGAAAAACCCUACAAAUGUGAAAAAUGCGGCAAAGCCUUUAUCCACUAUUCAGACUUUACUAAUCAUAAGAGAAUUCAUACUGGAGAAAAACCCUACAAAUGUGAAGAAUGUGGGAAAGCCUUUGCCCAGUGCUCAAACCUUAAUAUACAUAAGAGAAUUCAUACUGGAGAAAAACCC